Colletotrichum siamense is the source of this 1920-nucleotide messenger RNA. RefSeq lists its product as uncharacterized. The transcript is spliced from 3 exons. The coding region runs from base 1 to 1920 and encodes 639 amino acids. Lineage: Eukaryota; Fungi; Ascomycota; Sordariomycetes; Glomerellales; Glomerellaceae. The record is from RefSeq and is a predicted model, not a curated record.
AUGGCUCAGGGCGAGCAUGAACUCCUCUGCCGGGAGAUCAGAGCCCUGAAACCUCACGAGAAAAAACACUGGAAGGACUGGGCGGGGAAAGAAUAUGCCAUUUUGCCUCAUACCGAUGCCGCUGGGAACACAUACUACAUUGGCGAUCUCUACGAAGGCGUCAAAUGCAAAUCAGAGUGGGAAAUCAAAGACCCCAAGCCGUACCUGAGAUUUAUCAAGAGUCUUUCCCAGAAAUUGCCCCAUCUGGCUUAUCUUGGCUAUUGGAUGGAGGUCACCGCUGCACCGCCCAAGUGGAAAUAUCUGCAGUGUUUCCCAGGGAACAAACCAGGCCAUAGAGAAGAGCGAGCAAAGCGAUCUCGUGUUUGCGUCGUCGACUACACCGACAACCAGGCCAAGAAAUCACCGGACUUCAUCAACGACGUACCCGGGCUGGAGCGCUUCCUGAAACAUCAACCGCAAACCUCCACCACUGCUCAAAUCAGACUCAUCGUUGCCGAGGAUCUCUCCCGUGAUCUUGUCGAGUUGCUAGGCUCCUUCUACGAUAUUGAUCCUCAGUUCUUCCAGUCACACAUCGACGACUAUCUGUUCCACAAUCCUCGUGACCCGUGGGUAGAACUUCCCAGCCUGGAUGUCGAUGCCCGUCAACGCAACCAUUUCACUUUGCAGUAUCUGCGAGCUCGAUACUUCGAGACCGAGGAAGAUUUCGAAGAAGCCGAGUACGAAAGCGGCAUGUUCAAUGUGUUGCGGCGCAUCGAUAGCGAUAGGAGCCGGACACGUUUGAAAGACGGUCUGCUGGACAAGCCUGGUGACAGCAUCACCUUGACAAGAUCCAAAACUUCGCUGUGGUGGAAGCCACGCAAGGAUGCGUCUGAGCCCGUCACAGCCAUCUUGCUUGUCGAUCCUACAGUCUCCAGAGGUAAGCCUGUAUGGGGUGGCUAUCGUCCAUUCCAGCAGACUCCCUCCAUGAAGGCAUGGCUGCAAAAUGAAACCCAGCCUGUCGAUGCACCUCCACAAGGAACUUUGUACGAGGACGUCGUGUACUGGAGUCAGCGCAUGGCUGCCCACGAGCUCGAUCUGGUGCGCAAAGACGAGCGCAACAUCGCCCUCGGAAUGUAUCGCUUGAUCAUCGUUGACUGGCUGCGGGCCUUGAAAUAUGUCACGACCACCAUCGCUAAGAUCGAGUGGGAAUUCGAGAAGCCUCACUGGGGUGGUAACUUCGUCAACAUUGAAAAUAACAUCCUCAAGAAGCUAUCUCCAUGGCGUCGUAACAUUGGCUACUACCAGGCCAUGAUCAGUGAGGCCAUAGCGCGCCUGUUUCCUCCGGAGAUUCAUUCACCUAUCCGGGGGAUGCAACCUGGCGGCGCCAUCAUUGAGAUGGAUAACCGACCUCCUCAGCCCAUUGCGGAAGAGGACAACCACGGCAUCCGAGCUCUUUGGGCGGAUUUCAGGAAUGUGAAGCAGAAAAUGAAUGAAAGCCAAGCUCGCAUCCACACGAUCGAGAACAUCGCCAUGAACGGUAUCAACGCCGAGGAAGCCAGGCGAGCAGUGAAGCAAAAUGGGAACCUGACCCGACUCACUGGCCUAGCGACCAUCUUUAUCCCGCUCAACUUCACCUCCAGCUUCCUCAGCAUCUCCCCAGACUUCUCCGCGGCCAAGAUGAGCUUUUGGCUCUUCUUUGCCAUUGGCAUUCCUUUGACGCUGGCUGCGCUCUUGAUCGUCGACCUGUCACACCCGAAGAGGAGGGGAUUCUUGGUAAAGAAAUGCGGACAAUUGAGGACCAAAUUUGCAAGGAAGAAAUUGGACGAGCCGAUCCUCCCGACCAGCAACGACAGACCACCAUCGCGACCGAAACCAUCAACGAGACAGCCGACCAACGAAUGGUUUCGUUGGUUUGGAAAGCUGAAUGAUAAACGCAAUUGA